AUGGCGUAUCUCGAUGAUGAUGUAUGGAUGAUUGGCGUCGCACAGGAGAGGGAGACGCGAGAAAGAGUGUAUGAGACAAUAGGUGAGUCUACAGAGACGCAAAGAGGAAAGGUCAAGGAAGCUAUUUACAGCGCGACCAGGAAGUGCUCCGGGUUGACACGUGAACCAAAGACCCGCGUGGAGACGGGAACAGGUACGGGGCGUGUGCACCUGCGGGAGAACAGAGUCCAGGCAGCGAAGAAAGUUUCUGCGGGUACAUUAGCGCGGGACACAAGUGCAGGACCGCGAGGAAACAGUUUACCGAAGAUUUUUCUCCGCAAAACAAGCGGAGCGCCCUGCGUGUUUCACCGGCGGAGGCGCGCGGGACUGUCCGGCUGGAGAAAGAGACGCACCGAGCCUGGAAUGGAGCAGUGGAGCUUGAUUCAUCCUCUCAGAGACAGACAGUCUGUGAUCUCCAUCAACUCUAACAACUCUCCCCGUGCCCAGUGGAGCCCCCCGCUGUCAGCCCUGAAGAACUACGGCGUCCCCCUGUGGAGCCAUCAAUCUCAAACAAGCAACAAGUCCACUCCUGUUCAUCCAUCUCCUCUGCAAAGGGCUGCUCGUCUGAAUGGAGCACUUAUGAGAACGAGAGCUGUCGCCGUGCUGUGUUGGUGGUCUCUCGGAGGUCCCCUGGUGUUACACAGUUUGUAUAUUGUGUUUUGA
Messenger RNA from Boleophthalmus pectinirostris (great blue-spotted mudskipper), 702 nucleotides. RefSeq lists its product as uncharacterized. The record is from RefSeq and is a predicted model, not a curated record. The transcript is spliced from 4 exons. Bases 1 to 702 code for a protein of 233 amino acids. NCBI's taxonomy places the organism in Eukaryota, Metazoa, Chordata, Actinopteri, Gobiiformes, Gobiidae.